UCACAUCCCCGAGGGGAUCGAAGGCGUCUCUCUAGUGCAUCCUCCAGUGGACAGUGGACACCAACUCCUGACUGGGUGAUGUCUUGGAAGUCAAAGCUUCCCCUGCAGACAAUCAUGCGGCUCUUACAGGUGCUGGUCCCUCAGGUGGAGAAGAUCUGCAUUGACAAGGGUCUCACUGAUGAAUCGGAGAUCCUCAAGUUCUUGCAGCAUGGCACACUGGUGGGGCUGCUACCUGUCCCUCACCCCAUCCUCAUUCGCAAGUACCAGGCUAACUCGGGCACUGCCAUGUGGUUCCGGACCUACAUGUGGGGAGUUAUUUAUUUGAGGAAUGUGGAUCCCCCAAUCUGGUAUGACACAGAUGUGAAGCUGUUUGAAAUUCAGCGGGUCUAAGAGAGCACUUACCUCUUCUAAGAGAAAUACACUGGAUCUAAGGACUGCUGUGUGCUGCUUCCUCACAGCUAUUCCUGCGUUUCACAUCCAGCUGAGAGACCAAAAGGACAAUCACUUCAUUUACCUCCCUGUCAUUUGAAGCUUUAAUUGGGACCUGCUUGGACAUCCCUCCCCCCAGCUCACUUCUCUUCCCUCACCCUUCACCAUCAACCUUGAGUGAAAGAUGUCUAAGGGAUUGUCCAUUGUGGUUGCACUAGAAAUCAGACCGUUCUUAGCUCUUCUGUUACUCUUUUGCUCCUGGAUGUGGUUUGGAAACCAAUCUGACCCUGUCCUUGCCGUGAUCGAGUCAGCAUUUGAUUGAAAAAGACUAGCUGUAAAUCAGGUGCAAGGGAGAAGCUGCUAUUCCUGCAGGAGAUGGGGUUUGGAAACUGCAGUUACCGUCAAGUGGCUCCGUAAAGUUUCCGGGGCAUCCCUUCUGGCUGCAGGUGUCUCCCUGGUGUCUCAGCUGCAUGUUGGUAGGGAAGUCUUUCCCAUCCAAACGAAAGGAGAAGUUGCUGAAGGAAAACUUUGUGUCUCAGUUCUGAAUCUGUUCCUUUCCUGGAAAGCUGCUUAAGAAGUUUUGCAGUAGCUGGUGCUUUGGUGUGGAGUGAGAAGAUUUAUUUUGGGUUCCAGGCCCAGCAGCCUGUCCUUCACGGUG
Messenger RNA from Opisthocomus hoazin, 1087 nucleotides. Lineage: Eukaryota; Metazoa; Chordata; Aves; Opisthocomiformes; Opisthocomidae. The record is from RefSeq and is a predicted model, not a curated record.